This is a messenger RNA of Neltuma alba, 855 nucleotides long. Its product is annotated as E3 ubiquitin-protein ligase ATL6-like. The transcript has a single exon. The record is from RefSeq and is a predicted model, not a curated record. Bases 1 to 855 code for a protein of 284 amino acids. NCBI's taxonomy places the organism in Eukaryota, Viridiplantae, Streptophyta, Magnoliopsida, Fabales, Fabaceae.
AUGACGGACGGAAUCACACUCUCAAACAUUCUCGUCUUCUUCCUUCUUUCGUCGGCCGCCGUUGAAGCCAAGUCAGAUUGGCAACUAGCUCCUUCUCAUCCUCAUUUUUCAGGAAUCCCCAGCUGGGACCCAUCAUUCACUCCCGUGGUUGUGGCCCUCGGCUGCUCCUUCUUGUUCGUUGUAUUCUUCUCCAUCUACCUCAGACACUGCUCCGACGCCGACCUAGUGGCGGCCACUGGCAUCGCUGCCCAUUGUUCUUCCUCCAGUUCUCAAGGCAUCGACCCUAAAUUACUUAACACCUUCCCCAUCCUCGUCUAUUCCAACAUCAAACACCUCAGGCUUGAUAGUGCAGCUCUGGAGUGUGCCGUGUGCUUGAGCGAGUUCGAUCACCACGACUCGCUCCGAUUGCUUCCGAUAUGUAACCACGUGUUUCACCCUCAAUGCAUCGAUGCCUGGUUAGGCUCCCAUGUGACUUGCCCAGUUUGUCGCACAAGGCUGACGCCGGAGCACCAUGGUGGUGACAAGGACGGCGAUGAUGUUGUGAUCGUAAUUCAGGAUCCGGUAAAUGCACAACAUGAGUUCGAUGAAAGUUCUGCGAGUAGAAGAACGGAGCUUAAUAAUUCAGGAGAAAGAAGAACCAGGUUGGGAAGGUGUCAUUCCACGGGUCACUCUCUGCUGAGUUUGGUUGAAACAGCAGGGAAGGACACGGAGAGGUAUACUCUGAGGUUGUCGGAGGAUGUGAGGAAGCUAGUUCUGACGAAUCACGGAGGAAUACGGCGGUCCAUGAGCUACAAUGUGUUCGCGCCACCGGGACGACCAUGUGAAGGAAGCAGUAGAGAACGAUUUAUAUAUUGA